Lachancea lanzarotensis is the source of this 318-nucleotide messenger RNA. Its product is annotated as LALA0S01e06150g1_1. Lineage: Eukaryota; Fungi; Ascomycota; Saccharomycetes; Saccharomycetales; Saccharomycetaceae. The coding region runs from base 1 to 318 and encodes 105 amino acids. The record is from RefSeq and is a predicted model, not a curated record. The transcript has a single exon.
AUGCUGUAUGACAGUGCACUUCGCAGACUAGGCAGGCAUUACAAGAAGACCCCAACAUUACAGUUUUUGAGACGCGUUGAAUGUCGAACGCACAGGCCCAGGCGGCACAUCUCACCUGCAUCCGCUGGAAUAGUCAUUGUGCGUUAUGGGACACUUCAUGGUUUUCCAGAUAGGCGAGCCAUGAGAUGUAGGUAUCGAGGUAUAAAUCACGGGAAUGAGGUCAAGUCAGGUCUUAGAUGUUUGUGCCAGACGAUAGUUUUGACCCCAAGCCCAUUACACAAAGACAUCACUCGUGGACUCAAAAAACGCCUUAGAUAA